Orussus abietinus is the source of this 756-nucleotide messenger RNA. RefSeq names its product endocuticle structural glycoprotein SgAbd-8. Gene Ontology annotation, molecular function: structural constituent of chitin-based larval cuticle. The record is from RefSeq and is a predicted model, not a curated record. The coding region runs from base 127 to 543 and encodes 138 amino acids. The transcript has 2 exons. Lineage: Eukaryota; Metazoa; Arthropoda; Insecta; Hymenoptera; Orussidae. Gene Ontology annotation, cellular component: chitin-based extracellular matrix.
GGUAGGUAUUACCUUACCGAAGAUCCGUGAAUCUUGCGGUGUGGAUAUAUAAGGCGGAAGGUGUAUCGGGAUUCUCAAGUCAGUGCAGUGAGCAGCUCCCGCGAGAGGAAAGCUUGAUAACCCGAGAUGUACCGAUCGAUUUUCGUCGUCCUGGCCCUGGCCGUCUGCGCCUUGGCAGCACCCUUGGACAACACCACCCCAAUCCCCAUCCUGAGGCAGGCCCAGGAUGGCCCCAACCCUGACGGCUCGUAUAGCUACAGCUACGAAACCGGAAACGGCAUCCAGGCGCAAGAAGAAGGCCACCUGAACAACGCCGGAAGUGAGAGCGAGGCUAUGUCGGCGCAGGGUGGCUUCAGCUACACAGCCCCUGAUGGAACUCCCAUUCAGUUGACCUACGUUGCCGACGAGAAUGGAUUCCAGCCCCAAGGAGCUCAUCUGCCGACGCCACCCCCCAUCCCCAAGGAGAUCUUAGACGCCCUCGAGUACAUCGCGGCGCACCCCGAAGAGAACAACAUCGACGCUCCCCAAGGACAGAACUACUGAGUCCCAGACUCCCGAUUUUAAAAAAGAAAAAGAGGGCGAAGGUCCUCUCUUCCCAAGGAAGAAUCCCAAUCGGUGGGCCCAGAAAGGAGCGGGGUCUCGAUGACCCUCGCGAGUCUUCCUGGUCCCACCGCCCACUGUAAUUAUAUAGUACCGUUCCACUUGCCCAAUGUAAAAACGACACUGUAAAUAAAUUAUUACAGAUACUAAUUCCUA